AUGUAUAAAUGGUAAUAGAAAAAAUAUCUAAUUGAAUUUAAUAAUGAAAUAGACAAAUACCAUUGGCAUGAAAAUUAUGACGAAAAAUUAGAGGUUACUUCAACUGAUGUUGAAAAUUUGGAUAAAAUAAACUACUAAGAAAUCGCUCUUGAAGUUUGGAAUAAAUUAGAGGAAAACUCAAUUCCUAUUCAAUUUUAGCUUUCGUAAGAAUUUAAUGAUCUAAAUACAAAACUUAUAAAGGUAUUUGAACAUAACCUUUUGGCAUCCGACAUCUCAUUUGUUAAGGCUGCAAUUCAAAACUAAAAUAUAGUUGAAAUUAUUUGCGAUGCAUUGAACGAAUUCAAUCUUACAAGUUAUGACUUUUAUGAUGAGUUUAUUAGUUAAUACUAUUAGAAAUAAAUAGAAAAAUAGAGAAACUUAGGAAAAUCAAUACUUGUUGAUCGGUUUCUACAUGAUUUAAAAAGAUACUCAUCUAACCUUGCAAAAGCAUUGAGCGGAAAAGAAAUGACUUAAGUGCAAUUUAAAUAAUAAGGGUUAUUGUACAAAGAUGAAAAAGAAGAGGAGAAGUGGCUAAAUGAAUAUUUUGAUGAUGAUGGUUAAUAUGGAUCGUAUAAAAAGGAUAUCAGAAGUUGUUCUUUAGUCUAAUAAAAUGGUACUAACUUUUAAUUUGUCCAUAAAUCUAUAUAAGAAUUUUUAAUAGCAGCUGAUUUAUAUGCAGUUUUAGUAUUAUCAAAAGAACUUUAAACUCAAAUAUUUAGAUCCAUUUUAGAAAUUAUGUCCAAAGAGAAUAUCAAAGAUUUAAAAUUUUUUUCAUCUCAACAAAAUUAUGAAUUCUGUCUUAAGGUUGACGAUUUAUCAAUAUUUGAUAAGCAAUAAAAAUUAAAGACUUUAUAAAAGAACAUCGAUUAAACUGUGAAACUUAUGUAAAUUCUAGAAAAACAUAAAUUUAAUUAAAUUAAUUAUUCAACUGAAAUUUAUGCUGAAACAAGAAAAUAUCUUAUCAAAAAAAUAUCAAAGGAUGUUUCAAUUAUAGAAUUUUUAAAAUUCCUAGUGCAUCUAACAGCGAUUGACAAAAAUUUUAUUUAAGGUGGAUCUAACUCACUUAAUAUAUUAGUUGAAAUGAAAGUUGAUCUUACUAAUAUGAGUUUUGAGAAAAUCGAAAUUAAAGACACUUCUUUAAUUGGUGGUAACUUUGCAAAAUGCAACUUCAGUUAAUCUAUAUUCACUAAUGUGAACAUUAAUGGAGUUAAGUUAUUUGGAGCUUAAUUGUUUGAUUGUAAAUGGACAGAUUUGAAAAUUAAUGAUUUACAUUAACUAGUUGGACAUAGUAAUUUAGUCCUAUCAGUAUGUUUCUCUCCUGAUGGUACUAAAUUAGCAUCUGGUAGUUAAGAUGAAUCAAUUCGUUUAUGGGAUGUUAAGACAGGAUAAUAAAUAUCCUAAUUUGAUGGUCAUAAUGAUGUUGUCUCAUCAGUUUGCUUCUCUCCUGAUGGCUCAAUAUUAGCAUCUGGAAGUUCAGAUAAAUCAAUUCGUUUAUGGAAUGUUAAUACAGAAUAACAAAUAGCAAAAUUAGAAAAUCAUAGUAGAGAAGUCCUAUCUGUAUGCUUCUCUCCUGAUGGAUAAACAUUAGCAUCUGGUAGUAAUGAUUACACUAUUCGUUUGUGGGAUUUUAAGACAGGAUAAUAAAAAGCGCAAUUCAAUGGCCAUAAAAUGUUUGUAAAUUCUGUUUGCUUCUCUCCUGAUGGCACUACAUUAGCGUCUGGAAGUGCAGAUAACUCAAUUCGAUUAUGGGAUGUUAAGACAGGAUAAUAAAAAGCAAAACUAGAAAAUCAAAAUGAAACUGUCAGAUCAGUAUGCUUCUCUCCUGAUGGAACUACAUUAGCAUCUGGACAUGUAGAUAAGUCUAUUCGUUUAUGGGAUGUUAAGUCAGGAUAUUAAAAAGUUAAAUUAGAGGGUCAUAAUGGUGUUGUUUAAUCAGUCUGCUUCUCUCCUGAUGGAAUGACAUUAGCCUCUUGUAGUAAUGAUUACUCGGUCCGUUUAUGGGAUGUUAAAGCAGGAGAAUAAAAAGCUCAAUUAGAUGGACAUAGUGGUUAAGUUCAAUCAGUCUGUUUCUCCCCUAAUGAUAAUACAUUAGCAUCUGGUAGUUCCGAUAAUUCUAUCCGUUUAUGGGAUGUUAAAACAAGAUAAUAAAAAACCAAAUUAGAUGGUCAUAGCCAGACUGUUCAAUCAUUAUGCUUUUCUCCUGAUGGUUCUACAUUAGCAUCUGGAAGUUUAGACGACUCUAUCCUUUUAUGGGAUUGGAAGACAGGAUAAUAAAAAGCUAAAUUAGAUGGUCAUACUAAUUCUGUCUCUUCGGUCUGUUUCUCUCCUGAUGGUACUCUAUUAGCAUCUGGAAGUUCAGAUAACUAAAUCCUUAUUUGGGAUGUUAAGACAGGAGUAAUAAAAACCAAAUUUCAUGGACAUACCUACAUUGUUAAUUCUGUAUGCUUCUCUUCUGAUGGUAAAACGUUAGCAUCUGGUAGUAAUGAUAAGACAAUCCGUUUAUGGGAUAUUACGACAGGGUAAUAAAUAGCCAAAUUAAAUGGUCACACUAAUUUAGUCAUAGCAGUGUGCUUCUCUCCUGAUCAUAUAACGUUAGCUUCUGGUAGUCAUGAUUAGUCUAUCCUUUUAUGGGAUUAUAAGACAGGAAAACAAAGAGCCAAAUUAGAUGGUCAUAGUGACACUGUUCAAUCAGUAUGCUUCUCUCCUAAUGGUUUAACAUUAGCAUCUUGCAGUCAUGAUCAAACCAUCCGUUUGUGGGAUGUUUAGACAGGAUAAUAAAUAAAAAAAUUAGAUGGUCAUGAUAGUUAUAUUCGAUCAGUCUGUUUCUCUCCUGAUGGUACUAUAUUAGCAUCUGGUAGUUAUGAUAAGUCUAUCCGUUUAUGGGAUGCUAAGACAGGAGAAUAAAAAGCCAAACUAGUUGGUCAUGAUACUUGGGUUCAAACAGUUUGCUUUUCACCUGAUGGUAUGACGUUAGCAUCUGGUAGUACUGAUUAGUCUAUCCGUGUAUGGGAUGUAAAAAAAAGACAGAUCUUACCUUCAUAUAAUCGCUACAAAGAUAUUUUGGCUUAAUAUAAAAAUGAUAUUCUUUUAGAAACUUCUUCAUAUAUUACUAUUCUUCUACUAUCCUAAUAGUUAGUAUUUCAAUCAUAAGGGGCUCUUAUCUUUGAAGGAGAAUUUAUAAAUCAAUCAGGUAUGGAUUUACGAACAUUAUUUAAAUAAAGAGGAAGUUACAUUUUAGAAAGUUAAAUAAGAUUGUAAUAUCAAGAAAAUUGA
Molecule: messenger RNA, 3312 nt
Organism: Paramecium tetraurelia
Lineage: Eukaryota; Ciliophora; Oligohymenophorea; Peniculida; Parameciidae
Exons: 2
Molecular function (GO): protein binding
Source: RefSeq, a predicted model, not a curated record